Messenger RNA from Pongo pygmaeus (Bornean orangutan), 1780 nucleotides. RefSeq names its product centromere protein Q (gene CENPQ). NCBI's taxonomy places the organism in Eukaryota, Metazoa, Chordata, Mammalia, Primates, Hominidae. The transcript has 10 exons. Gene Ontology annotation, cellular component: nucleus. The record is from RefSeq and is a predicted model, not a curated record. The coding region runs from base 206 to 1012 and encodes 268 amino acids.
AGAUGCCCGUUUCCGCUUUCUUCCCGCCCACUUCCGGGUUGCCUCUGUUUACGAAAGUUUGGGCGCGAAUUACUCUAAGUGAGGCUCCCAGAAGGGUGCAAGAAGAAUCAGUGGAGUCCUACUCACUCUUGUGCCCACAUAGAGGUCUAAAUAGAGAUCAUUGAGUCCCAUGAGUAUCAACAAGCUGCACUGUGUUUAGAUCAAGAUGUCUGGUAAAGCAAAUGCUUCCAAGAGAAACUUACAACAGUUAAAAAGAAAUCCAAAGAGAAAAAAGGAUAAUGAGGAAGUUGUGUCGUCAGAGGAAAAGGUUAGAAACACAGUGAAAAGAAAUAAAAAUCAUCUAAAAGAUCUGUCUUCUGAAGGACAAACAAAGCACACUAACCUAAAACACGUAAAAAUAGCAGCCAGCAAGAGAAAAACCUGGCAACCUUUGUCAAAGAGUACCAGAGACCAUUUGCAAACUAUGAUGGAAUCAGUAAUAAUGACAAUUUUGAGUAACAGUAUUAAAGAAAAAGAAGAAAUACAAUACCAUCUCAACUUCCUGAAGAAAAGAUUUUUACAACUGUGUGAAACUCUGAAAGUCCCUCCCAAAAAGAUGGAAGAUUUAACUAAUGUGUCAAGUCUACUGAAUAUGGAAAGGGCACGAGACAAAGCUAAUGAAGAAGGUCUGGCAUUACUACAGGAAGAAAUAGAUAAAAUGGUAGAGACCACAGAGUUAAUGACUGGGAAUAUUCAGAGCCUAAAGAACAAAAUUCAGAUUCUGGCAAGUGAGGUGGAAGAAGAAGAGGAGAGAGUAAAACAGAUGCAUCAAAUAAAUAGUAGUGGAGUACUCUGUCUUCCAGAACUUUCUCAGAAAACUCUCAAAGCACCCACACUUCAGAAAGAAAUUUUGGCACUAAUUCCAAACCAGAAUGCUCUUCUAAAGGACUUGGAUAUUCUUCAUAAUUCAUCACAGAUGAAGAGCAUGUCAACCUUCAUUGAAGAAGCCUAUAAGAAACUGGAUGCCUCUUAAAGAGUUUUUUUUUUUUAGAUUGUUCCAUAUUAAUUUAAUGUUCAUGAAUUUGUAAAACUGUUAACCUAUGAUUAUAUGUACAGAGGCUAAAGCUUCUGCAGGAUUUAUUAUCUCCUGAUACGCACUUUAAAAUUAGUCUUUGUAGGUCUAUCAUUAGCAUCUAAUGUAGUUCUGAAAACUGUUUUUAGCAGUUGCCAAAUCUAGGAAACUGACAUUUAUAUUGCUGUAUCUAUAAGUAUUUGCCUAAAACCAUAAAAUAGGAAUUGCCUUAAGGAUCUAAUAGUUUAUAAUGCCUGAAUGGAACUCAUUUAUUGGUUAACAGCUCAUAUCAGGAGCUAUGAUAAGUAAGUGUUUACAUAUAGUGUCUAGUGCAUAAAAACCUCAGUGUUUGCUAUCAUUCAUUCUGUAGCCAAUGGCUUACAGUUUCUGUCUGGUCAUCUGGAACUUGAAAAAUCCUCAAAUGCCUUCACUCUUUUACCUAACUCCCUAGUCUUUUUGGGAAGUAGCUAAGAUAUGCCUGGUAUCUUUAACUUUGGAGGUAGUAUCAGAAUUUUACUUCUUUGGUUGUUUAGUGAAUUAAUGUUGAAUAUUUUCUACUGUCAUCAAAACAUAUUCCCAAAAAGUAUUAAAAAGGAACCUUAGCACAUUUAUUUUAUUAAAACAAAAAAAACCCCAAAAUGUAUAAACCUUUUCUCAUUAUGAUAAUAAGCUUAUAUAUGUGAAUAAAUUAUAACCUAAUGUAUAAAAAAUUAUUUCUAACAAACUACA